This is a messenger RNA of Bombus pyrosoma, 2341 nucleotides long. RefSeq lists its product as uncharacterized. The record is from RefSeq and is a predicted model, not a curated record. Gene Ontology annotation, cellular component: axon; membrane; neuronal cell body. The coding region runs from base 902 to 2248 and encodes 448 amino acids. Gene Ontology annotation, biological process: sensory perception of taste. Lineage: Eukaryota; Metazoa; Arthropoda; Insecta; Hymenoptera; Apidae. The transcript has 2 exons.
AAAAAAGAAACGAGAGUCUUAAGAACGUUAUUGCGACUACGCGAUUCUACGUUGUAAGUGUUUGCGUGAACGAAGUCAUUGAAUCAUUGUUACACACAUACACACGCGCACACACAAAGAAAACAAAACACACAUACAUGAUCCUCCCCAGCAAACAAGAAAUACGAUAAAAAAAAGGAUAAAAAAAACAGAGCAUAUAAAGGCGCGCGGUAUGGCGACGAUUGCACACCCAAUUUAUCGAAAUCGAUCGUAUUCGAACGAUUGCCAGUCUCUAUUAAAACACACCGAAGGGAUUUAAAUUCUAAUGAAUUAUAUCGCCACAACCCCGCAUAUUAUUAUCAUUAUUAUUAUCAUGAUUAUUAUGAUUAUUAUUAUUACGAGAUGAUUCGACUCGACCCGCUGCCUGAUUUCUAAAAACCGAAGAAACGAACAGAGAGAUUAAAAAAACGGUCGAUGUUCAACGUUAUCGUUUUAUUCUAUUUUAAAUGUUUACUGUAUAAUAAAAUUGUAAUAUAGUCGUUGGGCGAAUAAAGCUCGUUUUUCGAUAUACAUAUACACACAUGUCACGGAACCACUGUUGCGCCUUUCGCCCCUCAUCCAUAAAAGUUUGUUUUAUCUUUUCUCCCUGAUUUUAAUUUCAUGCUAAUCCUGCUUCCAUCGAAUGAAAGUGUCACGCAUAAGUCACGCUAAAACAUUAAAUCAUGUAUGAACUUCCAUACUAUCAGAUUAAUUAGCAAACUACGCGGGCCACGAAUUCUCGAAUUAAAAGCUCAAUAUUCCGUGUUGCCCCUGAGAAAACGCAUCGUUUCGAGGAAACUUCGUUCUUUGAUAUUUCUCUAAAGUAAAGUAGAGACUUUUAGUAGAAGACUUUUAGAAAUAUUAGUAGAAAGAAUUAACCGCCAUGGAGGAAGAGAUAAGCGUCCGAGUGGAGAGUAAUCCGACGAAACCAGAAAUUACAUUACGUCCAAUAAUGUAUAUUUCUUGGUUGUUAGGAGUCGGAGUGGCUAGGCCGAAGAAUUGUCCAAAAUGGAUCACCGUCAUCCUGCGACUGAUCCAUUUCAGCGUGUGCUCGGUGAUCAUCGCGUUCAGUGCAACGGACUUUGCAAAUUUUGGCAAACAAUUCACCAGCAAGUUAUUCGAAAUUAUGUACUGCAUGAACGAAACUAUGUGCCAUCUCGCAGCCUAUUACUACGUUUAUCAUAUAAUAAGACAUUACGAUAAAUGGCCUGAAUUGAUGAAGAUGUUGGAAUCGUUGAAUCAAAAUAUUAGCAAAGGGUUGUCGAUCAAUGAUGAAUGCGUAAAAAUCAGCCAAAUCUUGGCCAUUAUAAUAGCGUUAUUAUGUGGUCCGGUGUCGCUAGCUGUUCAUAUCCUUUAUUACUAUUUCAUUGCACCUGAUCAGAUCUUUGUUUCCGAUCUGUUUCUCUAUUACACGAUCGCGCAAACUUUAGUAAACACCUUCGUGUUCGAUGUCAUCGUAUACAUGAUCUGCCACAAAUUUAGAGCAAUCAACGAGAUGAUCAAACAGUUAGAUGAAACGCUAACAUCCUAUUGGAUCGCCUUGAAGAUCAGAAGAAUUAGAAGACUGUAUAAUGAGAUGUGUUCCAUAAUAAUGACAGUGAACGAAAUUUAUGGCAUUGAUCUGCUGUUGUGUUCUACGAACGCUUUUAUAAUGGUGGUUGCGAAACUGUUUAGAAUCUACAUGAGCGCCGCAGAACAGAAAAGUGGUUUCAUAUUUCUGAACAACGUGAUCUGGAUAAUUUAUAUGCUUCAAUUCAUUUUGAUGUGUUGGCUGUGCACACUGACCCACCGAGAGAUAGAUAAAAUUGGGCUAUAUAUCAGUAAAUUUAUACUGAAUACACAACACUCGACGAAAUUUAACAAGUUGUCUUGCUUCGGUAACAAAGAGCCGGAGCAGUUAGGAAUCUUCGAUAAUGAAUACCGUGAUAAUGUCGCCUUGAAUCUGAAUGGAUUCGGAAUGGAAAGUCUUUUGCGAUCAACUUUCGAACAAGAUUGUGUUCGAAACGAAAUCAAUGAUUUCUCAUUGCAACUGACACAAUAUAGAAUUACGUUUACUGCGUGUGAUUUCUUUGAAAUGAAUAAUUCUUUGCUAACAAGAGUGAGUACGAUAAUAUUUGAUAUUUAUAUGAUGUUGUUAAUUAUAUUCGUGUAUAUUUACUUUCAGUUUAUCAGCGUUAUCACCACGUACUUGAUCAUUCUGGUACAGUUCUAUAAGCCAGAAGGUUUCUGAAUAUCAAGAAUGAAAAACGUUGAUAAAUCUGUCGAAAUAAAUCCUCUAGAUACUCACAGAGAUAAGUAAAGUAAAUGUGUGUAAGUAGAGAGA